Messenger RNA from Pyricularia pennisetigena, 710 nucleotides. RefSeq lists its product as uncharacterized. Lineage: Eukaryota; Fungi; Ascomycota; Sordariomycetes; Magnaporthales; Pyriculariaceae. The coding region runs from base 39 to 710 and encodes 223 amino acids. The transcript is spliced from 2 exons. The record is from RefSeq and is a predicted model, not a curated record.
GCAGCAUCGCAAGCCGAGCAGGAGACCAAAUCCUAAAAAUGCUACGUUCAACCUUAGUAUCCCUGUCACUUGGGCUUUUCCCGACCCCCUGUCGCCCUAGCAAUUCCCAUGAUAUCAACAAACAACUGGUGGCUGCCAGACCCGUGGCCAGUAAUUCGAAUUCGGGACUUAAUCUAUCGCUACAUCAAAUAGACCAAUCGCACUUGACGCCAAGCUAUGGUGCUGACACCAAGCUGCAAACCGAGUCUGGAAACAGGCGGCAUUGUUUGGAAAAUCACACAGCCCAACUGCCGCUGGCAGCGCUGCCCCAGAAUCCAGUCAGAACUGCCCCAGCAGCCGAGGCUGCAUUCACAUUAGGGCAGUUCACUGAGCAUGUCACUCAUGCCGAACCUUCUGUCCUGAUUGGCGAUUCGAAAGAAAAUUCGUCUCCUGGUGUAACGGCAGCAGAGGCUGAUAAGACUGAGACUGGCGAGAGUCAACUCGUCGAAUCAACGGAUCGACCCACCAAACGGCAAAGAUUCUGUACAGGAUCCGAAGAACCGAUGGGUGCUUCGUAUCGUCCUGCGCAGUAUCAGCUGGUGGGGGAUGAAGACCCGACAUUGCCGACACCCAGCAAAGUGUUGCAAUGUUUGCUGCCCGCCGUAGCCGAGAACUACACGUCAGCAGCAAAGGCAGCGAACCGAGAUUGGCUAGAAGAUCUGCAAGGAUGA